GGAGGGGGGGGUGGUCGCUCUUUCUUUUUCUCUUAGAAGAGGUUUUAGCACAGGUUUCCUCGUUCUCACUUCCACCUCACCUCACCGCCUCCCGACCCCCCUUCUCCCCCUCCCCACCUAUCGUCAUGACGGCGUCUCCGGAUUACUUGGUGGUGCUUUUUGGAAUCACUGCUGGGGCCACCGGGGCCAAGCUGGGCUCGGAUGAGAAGGAGCUGAUCCUGCUCUUAUGGAAAGUCGUGGAUCUGGCCAACAAGAAGGUGGGACAGUUGCACGAAGUACUAGUUAGACCGGAUCAGUUGGAGCUGACGGAGGAUUGUAAAGAAGAAACUAAGAUCGACGCCGAGAGCCUGUCCUCGGCGCCGCAGCUGGACCAAGCCCUCCGACAGUUUAACCAGUCAGUGAGCAAUGAACUGAAUAUUGGGGUAGGAACCUCCUUCUGUCUCUGUACUGAUGGGCAGCUUCAUGUCAGGCAAAUCCUGCAUCCUGAGGCUUCCAAGAAGAAUGUAUCAUUGCCUGAAUGCUUCUAUUCCUUUUUUGAUCUUCGGAAAGAGUUUAAGAAGUGUUGCCCUGGUUCACCUGAUGUUGAUAAACUGGAUGUUGCAGCAAUGACAGAGUGUUUAAAUUUUGAGAAGAAUAGUUCAGCCUCCCGGUAUGGAGCCUGUCAAGUUGAAGAUAUGGGAAAUAUAAUUUUAGCAAUGAUUUCAGACCCUUAUAAUCACAGGUUUUCAGAUCCAGAAAGAGUAAAUUACAAAUUUGAAAGUGGCACUUGCAGCAAGAUGGAACUUAUUGAUGACAACACGGUAGUCAGGGCACGGGGUUUGCCAUGGCAGUCUUCGGAUCAAGAUAUUGCAAGAUUCUUCAAAGGACUCAAUAUUGCCAAGGGAGGUGCAGCACUUUGUCUGAAUGCCCAGGGUCGAAGGAACGGAGAAGCUCUGGUUAGGUUUGUGAGUGAGGAGCACAGAGACCUAGCACUCCAGAGGCACAAACAUCACAUGGGGACCCGGUACAUUGAGGUUUACAAAGCAACAGGUGAAGAUUUUCUUAAAAUUGCUGGUGGUACAUCCAAUGAGGUAGCCCAAUUUCUCUCCAAGGAAAACCAAGUCAUUGUCCGCAUGCGGGGGCUCCCAUUCACGGCCACAGCUGAUGAAGUGGUGGCCUUCUUUGGACAGCAUUGCCCCAUCACUGGGGGGAAGGAAGGCAUCCUCUUUGUUACGUACCCAGAUGGUAGGCCAACAGGGGAUGCUUUUGUCCUCUUUGCCUGUGAGGAAUAUGCACAGAAUGCAUUGAGGAAGCAUAAGGACUUGUUGGGUAAAAGAUACAUUGAACUCUUCAGGAGCACAGCAGCUGAAGUUCAGCAGGUGCUGAAUCGAUUCUCCUCGGCCCCUCUCAUUCCACUUCCAACCCCUCCCAUUAUUCCAGUACUACCUCAGCAAUUUGUGCCCCCUGCAAACAUUAGAGACUGUGUACGCCUUCGAGGUCUUCCCUAUGCAGCCACAAUUGAGGAUAUCCUGGACUUUCUGGGGGAAUUUUCCACCGAUAUUCGGACUCAUGGGGUCCACAUGGUAUUGAAUCACCAGUCUCCUUUUGUUUUUAUUCUUCCCCCACGUGCUCAGGGACGCCCAUCAGGAGAUGCCUUUAUCCAGAUGAAGUCUGCGGACAGAGCAUUUAUGGCUGCACAGAAGUGUCAUAAAAAAACCAUGAAGGACAGAUAUGUUGAAGUCUUUCAGUGUUCAGCUGAGGAGAUGAACUUUGUGUUAAUGGGGGGCACUUUAAAUCGAAAUGGCUUAUCCCCACCGCCAUGUAAGUUACCAUGCCUGUCUCCUCCCUCCUACACAUUUCCAGCUCCUGCAGCAGUUAUUCCUCCUGAAGCUGCCAUUUAUCAGCCCUCUGUGCUCUUGAAUCCACGAGCACUGCAGCCCUCCACAGCAUACUACCCAGCAGGCACCCAGCUCUUCAUGAACUAUACAGCGUACUAUCCCAGAAAAGAAUAUUCUCUUUUGCAUCAAAGCUGUAGCACAGCCCCCCAGGUUCGCCCAAUAGUCUUGGCUACUUCCCUACAGCUGCUAAUCUUAGCGGUGUCCCUCCACAGCCUGGCACGGUGGUCAGAAUGCAGGGCCUGGCCUACAAUACUGGAGUUAAGGAAAUUCUUAACUUCUUCCAAGGUUACCAGUAUGCAACCGAGGAUGGACUUGUACACACAAAUGACCAGGCCAGGACUCUAUCCAAAGAAUGGGUUUGUAUUUAAGGGCCCCAGCAGUUAGACCAUCCUCAGAAAAGAAGUGUUUGAAAGAUGUAUGGUGAUCCUGAAACCUUCAGACAUAAGACAACUUCUAGCAACUUCAGGAGAAGUUUGUCUACACUCAGGCUGCAGUAUUUUCAGCAAACAUGAUUGGACAGUGGGCCUGUGCCCUAUCUUUUGGUGGAGUGAAAAAUUUGAGCCAGUGAAGCCAAAUUCUUAUUGCAAGCAGCAUGCUUGGCUCCUUGCUGAUUGCAAAUAGGCAUUUAAAAUGCGAAUUUGAAAUCGGGUGUCUCCAUUACUACCAGCUAACGUGGCAUCAUAGGUGUUUCCUAAGUUUUAAGUCUUGGGGGAAAAAAAAACCACUCCACUAGUGUCUACUAUCUCCAUCAGGAACUCUGUUAUGGAAGCUUCAUUUUUGUGUGUUCCAACUCUUUUCUCCCCAUCUCCUGCAUAAUCACGUGCUCUUCCCAAGUAACUCAAGAAUAAGGUCCUGGAAUACUUAAGUCACAAACUUACAAAAAGAAAUAAAACUAAUAUUUUCCCAGUCUCUUGGCCAUCACAGUGUCUUACAGUCAAAAGCCACCAAAACUAUUUUUAAAACACCUUGGAAGAAGUGAGAAGAAAUGGCACACCCACCACAAAACAUACAUAGUUAAAAUGUUGGAUUUUUUUCUCAGUAGGUAUCAGUUGUAAAUAAGAAUGAACUAGGGGCCAAAAUGUAAAACCAAAAAUGAAGCAGCUACGUGUAGUUAGUAAUUUCUAGUUUGAAUUGUAAUUGAAUAUUAUGGCUUCAUAUGUAUUAUUUUAUAUUGUACCAUUCCCAUUAUUGAUGGUUUGGACUUUAAUAAGGAAUUCCAUAGUUUUUAAUAUCACAAAAAUGAGAUAUUUGAACAGUGUAUUCUAGAAAGCAAUAUACUAACUAAAGUGAAUGCUUGUAUAUAUUAAGAUAGCCUUAAAACUUUUUCUCUAAUGCCUUAACUGUCAAAUAAUUAAAACUUUUAAAAGCAUAGGGUUAUAGUCAGCAUGCUAGACUGAGAGGUAAACACUGAUGUGGUGAGAACAGGUACUAACGCUGUCAGUGUUUAGCACUAUGUGUUUAGCUGUGUUUAUGCUCCAAAAGUGCAAUAUUAGACACUAGCUAGAUAGUACUGCUGCCUUGUGUAACUCCAAAGAGGAAACAGGAUUUGAUUAACUGAGUGCACAUGUUUCUUUAAUUUACUCAUAUUGUCCUUAGCUUGGAUGCAAUGCCAUGCAGAUUUAUGUGGCUGCUAUUUUUAUUUACUUUGCAUUACUUUAACACCUUGAAUGGAGAGCCAAACAUUCCCUCUUCACUGACCAGCAAUGGCCCUUUAACUGCAGUAGGAGAAAUAAAAAGAAAAAAGAAAAACCAUUUUGUGUGAAAAUUGGUGAUAACUGGCACUUAAGAUCAGAAAAAUAGUUCUUUAUACUUGGCUACCUUAAGAUGCUGUCUGCCCAAAGCUCUGAAAGACUUUAAGAUAGGCAGUAAUACUACAAUACUACUGAGUUUUUGUAGAAUUGUUACAUUUGAUAAUAAAACUUGCCUGUUU
Balaenoptera musculus (blue whale) is the source of this 3807-nucleotide messenger RNA. RefSeq names its product epithelial splicing regulatory protein 1 (gene ESRP1). Gene Ontology annotation, biological process: regulation of RNA splicing. NCBI's taxonomy places the organism in Eukaryota, Metazoa, Chordata, Mammalia, Artiodactyla, Balaenopteridae. Gene Ontology annotation, cellular component: ribonucleoprotein complex; nucleoplasm. The transcript has 17 exons. Gene Ontology annotation, molecular function: mRNA binding. Bases 126 to 2261 code for a protein of 711 amino acids. The record is from RefSeq and is a predicted model, not a curated record.